AUGGUUUCCAGCGUAGUCCGCCUUGCGGCUGCAUGCUCUGCAUUAGCAGGCCUCACGGUGGCUCGUUUCACCACAGAGCAGUAUGAGUCCGGCGAAGUCCAUGCCCACAUCAUGGGCAUCAAAAUGGCGCAAUGGGACGCGGAAAUGGAGUCUGGAGCGAUGAACAGCUCGCAGUGGCCUGAGCUCGGUUACACGAAAUGCGAGAACGGCUUCGCCGCUGGAAUACCUGGGUCUACCAACGAUACCUUUCGUUGCAAUAACAUUGACUUGUAUCACUUCCUGCCUCAUACAGCGUUAGGAGGCAACAAGGGACGAGGCUCAUCCAUGACAGGCUGGACGUCAGAAGACGGACGGGAAUUUGUUGCCAUUGGUCAAUACGACGGCACCGCGUUCGCUGAGAUCACUCCAGAGGGCAAGAUCUCAUAUCUCGGUCGACUGCCGCCUUAUGAUGGUGUUGGGUCCAAUUGGAGAGAGAUCCGCACCCUCAGAGACACUAUCGUCAUAGGAUCGGAAGCUAUUAACCACGGAGUGGACUUCUUCGACAUGAAGAAGCUCCUUGAUCUCGAUCCAGCGAACCCCAAGAUCUUUUGCAAGGAUGACCUUCUUGCUCACUGGGACGAGCUACCUGUUGGCCGAACUCACAACAUUGUUACGAAUGAGGAACUCAACUAUGCCAUUGCAUGUGGCUCAGUUGCUGGCAACGAAACAAUUCGCGUUAGGCCAAAUGACCCCAAGAUCAUGCCAUGCAGAGGCGGACUGAUCUUCCUCGAUGUCUCGGAUCCAACAAAUGUCACUAGCCCAGGCUGUGCGGCAGGCGAUKGCUAUGUUCACGAUGCUGAGUGUCUGGUAUACAGAGGACCAGACACCAAGUACUACGGUCGUGACAUCUGCUAUGGAUACAAUGAGGACACACUGACGAUCUAUGAUGUUACCGACAAAGUGGGAAAUGUCACUAAUAUCAUCUCUCGGACUGCCUACCCCGGCGUCGAGUAUGCCCACCAGGGUGUUGUCAACAACCGCACUUGGCAGGAGUACCUCUUCUUGGACGACGAAUUUGAUGAGAGAGACGCCGAGACCCCAGAAUCAGUAACCAAUGGCUUACCUACGACCCACAUCUUCGACAUCCGGAAUUUGGAGGCUCCUCAUUACAGCGGAAACUUCGCGGGCCGCACUCGCUCAAUCGAUCACAACCAGUAUAUCUAUGACGGCUAUCUGUAUCAAUCUAACUACGGGAACGGCCUCACCGUAUGGGACAUCAGCUCCGUGACCGAAGACCCCAGCGGAGGCAGCAUCUGCGAAGCCGGCUUCUUCGAUGUCUACCCAGAAGACGACGAGGCAGAAGGUGGCGGUGUCAUCUCCUUCGUAGGUUCCUGGCACUCAUACGCCGGCUUCAAAUCGGGCUACAUCUUCGUGCACACCAUUGAGCGAGGCUCUUUCGUUGUGAAGAUGACGUCCAAGGAAUGCGCGAAACCACCUGUUUGUGAAUCAAACACUUGCUUGACCUCGCUCCGUGCAAGCAACAUCGAGGGACGUCUAGAGCAGAGCGUAGAGUUUUGCCAUGACUACCUUCUGCGACAGAGGACCGAGGAGAACUUGAUUCCAGAUUAUGCUAGAGUUGGCUGCGCUGGAGAGGAGGUUGUGGCUCAAGUCAGCAGUGCUUGUGCUUGUGUGCCAACUAAAGCUGUGCCGGACCUUCCCAGGACUACUUCCCGGCCUCCAUCCCCCACGAUCCUUCCACCGUGA
Ramularia collo-cygni is the source of this 1743-nucleotide messenger RNA. RefSeq lists its product as uncharacterized. The record is from RefSeq and is a predicted model, not a curated record. The coding region runs from base 1 to 1743 and encodes 580 amino acids. Lineage: Eukaryota; Fungi; Ascomycota; Dothideomycetes; Mycosphaerellales; Mycosphaerellaceae. Gene Ontology annotation, cellular component: extracellular region. The transcript has 5 exons.